Molecule: messenger RNA, 4908 nt
Organism: Acanthopagrus latus (yellowfin seabream)
Lineage: Eukaryota; Metazoa; Chordata; Actinopteri; Spariformes; Sparidae
Gene: plppr2a
Product: phospholipid phosphatase related 2a
Exons: 9
Coding region: 1560-2636 (358 amino acids)
Biological process (GO): phospholipid dephosphorylation; phospholipid metabolic process; signal transduction
Molecular function (GO): phosphatidate phosphatase activity
Source: RefSeq, a predicted model, not a curated record
UGCACCCGGUUGUUGCAGUGUCCCUCGGUACCAGGUUGGCUUUAUAUAGUUUCGAUAGUUUGCAUCAUUAACAUCAAGCUGUGUCAGCCAAAUCGUCAUUCCAUGGGAAGCACUGCAUCCUGAUAUAAACCUGUCGAUGUCUUUACCUAGUUCAGUUUUGAUCCAUCCGAUAGUUGUUGACAUAUUUGAUGACACAAAACCAAAAGCAUUGACCUCAUGAAUGUCUGUCAACUAACCAACACUGCCAUCCCUUGAAGCAUGCUGCUAGUUUGACUAAAAAGCCUUCAUCCCAUAUAAUUCCACAUCAACCUCCUCAUCUUUUGCCAGAACUGCUGUAGGCAAUGGUGUCCUCUCUGCAGCUGUCUGGAUUAUAUUUGCCUCGAUCCUCUAGAGAGAAGUAAAGUGUCAUAACUGGCAGAGUUUUAAGCAGCAGGAUGUGCCCUCAGCAGAUUCACUGCUGAAGGUGAUGUAUUGUUUUAAUAGAUAAUUCUGUCAUGACCCGCUCUAACUUUUUCCUGCAUUCCUGCACUCUCAUUCACCUCAACACUGACAUAGGCAUGUGUGCACAACAAGCGCAUGCACACACUACUGUCCAGACAGUCUGACCGACCUCUUUUCCUCUGUUACCAGCUCUGACCUGUGAUUUUACAUGUCCUCCAGGAGCGCUAGAUCAAUAGCCAUGUAUCAUUAACCCAUAUCCAGUGUGUGCAGAGCUGAAGGCACACAGCCAAGCAGUAUUCAACACACACACGCACGCACAUGCACAUAUGUAGCUUUCAUUUUCUGCCGUAGAGUGCAGCGUCCAUCCUUCCUUCCUGUAACGUAUGGGUCAGGUUCACGUCCUCUACUUCCAUUCACGAAGAGAAGGAGAGGAAAAAGGGAAGGGAGGGAAAGAGGGGGAGAGAAGAGAGAGGAAUGGAUGGAAGGAGGGAGGGAGAUAAGGGGAGAGAUGGACAGAGGGAGAGAGAAGGGGAGGGAUGGAGAGGGAAAACAACCUUUGAAUACAAAUGAGCUGACACACAUAAUGCAUGCCCUCCCUCCCUCCCUCCCUCUCUCUCUAUCUCUCUCUCUCUCUCUUUCUCUCUCUCGAUCACCGUCUCCCUCACACACACUCUUACUCCCUCACACACACAUGUUCUUGCCCUCUCUCCAUCUCCCUCCGUGUCUCCUCAUUGGACCCUACACUGCACAGGAGGUAAUUUCAGCCACUUAAUUUAUUAGUCAUCACUGGUUGUUGGAACAAGCUAAUUAAAAGGAGGGUGAGUGUGUGUGUGUGAGUGUGUGCAUGUGUGGAAGAUUUGGAGACACAGACGCUGCUGCCGCCACCGCCGUCUCUCACGCUUUACCGUGGAGAGGGAGAGAGUACAGGGAAUAGAAGAAGAGGAGAGACAAACAGCUGGGUGGCAGGAGAUAUUCACACCACUUUACCAACAUCUGAUCUGACAUGGCCACCGCAUAGGAAUCUGGUGCCACGGCAACCGUCAGCUUUGGCGACGAGGUAUCCGAGGUAAAUAGACAGAGAGCCAGACAGAGGGACGUCCACAGAAACAGAGAGAGGGAUGGCAUCGGAGGAGAAGCCAGGUGUAAAGAGCAGCAGCUCCAUCGUCCCCUGUUUCCUGUUUGUCGAGCUGGUGAUCAUGGCUGGGACGGUGCUGCUGGCUUACUACUUCGAGUACACGGACACCUUCCCCGUGCACAUCCAGGGCUUCUUCUGCUACGACAAGACCUUCUCCAAGCCCUACCCCGGCCCGGACGACACCAGCAAGAUCCCCCCUGUGCUCAUCUACUCGCUCGUCACAGCCAUCCCAACCAUCACGAUUCUCAUCGGAGAGCUGUGUGCCUUCUUCACCAAGGCAGAGGGAACCCAGGAGAAGACCAUUGUUACUGCAGACUGCUGCUACUUCAACCCCCUACUGAGACGCAUAAUACGCUUCCUAGGUGUCUAUGCCUUCGGCCUGUUCACCACCACCAUCUUCGCCAACGCCGGACAGGUUGUGACAGGAAACCAGACGCCUCACUUCCUGUCUGCCUGCCGGCCAAACUACACAGCAUUGGGCUGCCAGUCCACCAUGCAGUACAUCGCUGAGCGCCGGGCCUGCACAGGCAACCCGCUGGUUGUCAUGUCUGCACGUAAAUCCUUCCCAUCAAAGGAUGCGGCGCUCAGUGUCUACUCCGCGGUGUACACAGUGAUGUACGUCACACUGGUGUUCAAGACCAAAGGCACGCGGCUGACCAAGCCCACCAUCAGCCUCACCCUGCUCUGUCUGGCCAUGCUAGUAGGUGUAGUCAGGGUGGCUGAGUACCGCAACCACUGGGCUGACGUCCUGGCCGGGUUCUUCACCGGUGGAUCCAUCGCUGUAUUUCUGGUGACCUGUGUGAUUAACAACUUCCAGCAGAUGCAGCCCAGUCCUUCCCCGCCGCGACCCCAUCGCCCCGAGUCCAUGUUGGGCAUGCCGAUGGUGACGCUGCCCUGUGUGGAGAGUCCACUCGAAAAGUUAAGUGGCCCUCAGAGAACAAAUCCCCGAACCUGCAUGCUCCGAGCCCCACCUGCACCCCCAGUCCCAACAAAGAACACCAAACAUCCUGCACUCUCCUCCUCCUCCCCGCCUUACAACACCUACGUCCAACCAUUCUAACCAACUUUAAAAUCUUUUUUGGCUGUCAUUGUCACUCCUCCGUCAUCCGUUGCCUUAUUUCUGUUCUGGCUCUAUGCAUCUGUUUUUUCUCCUCUCCUCCCGCCCCUCAUCCCUUGCAUUGCUCUUGAUUAUUCUUUUCUUCACUUUUCUCUCUCCUUCGCCUUCUCUCUGCCCCGUCCUCUCUCUUUCUCACUCCUCUCUUUCCCCUGCAGACUCCGCGGGGAUCUCCGUUCACCGAGAUCACAUGACCAUCAGCCCUAUCGGUUCCCCGCCACCCCCGAUGUCCUCAUACCGUCUCGCUCCAUUUCCAGCGAAGUCUAGACCAGUCGGAGCAGCACUCGCCGCACUGCGCCGCCCAUCCGGCUGGGCGGUACGCAACGCUGCACCGCUCCUAUUCCACGCAGGUCUAGACCUCCCCUAAUACACACAAACACACACACACACACUCCCAACUGUUGCCCUCUCAACCCCCGGGGAACCGAUAGGCAAACUCUUCAAAGACUUUCUCUUUGCUGGACACCCAGUGAAGUAAAAAGCUGAACAUUCAGUACAAAGUCAGGUACAUCUCUUUAGUUUUUUUAAUUUUGAAUAUCACAAUUAAAGACUUUCAUUAUUAUUUUUUGUAUGAACUCAAUCAUGUGAAGCUCACUUUUAUCUUCAGUGGUGUGCCCAAUGAGGAAAAACACAUCAAACUGUGACCACUGAGAAGUUUUUAUUUUUAUUUUUUUUACAAUGGUAUGAAUGAGUUUGACCCGUUUGAAGGAAGCACAAGCUGAAAGCUGAACGUGAACUCGCUGUGUGACUCCCAGGACGCGGCUUUUGAUGUGAGGAGGUUGCCAUGUUGGACCAAAGAAUUCCUGCUGAAGGAUGCGUCCGCUGCUGAGAUUUACACCGUUAUAAAAAAAACAACAACACCCUUUUAGGAAGCCAUACGCGCACACACUUUUGCUCCAUUUGUCUCCUUUUCUCACCCCUAUCCUUAUCUCAUCCCAUUCACACACACACAUACACACACACACACAUCCUAACCUCACUCACACUGUAGUCUGAGGAGCAGUGCCCCAGUCAGCUCUGCACGAGGUUUACUCGGAUCAAAGUAUCUAUUUCAUAUCUCACAGCAGAAGUGUCAGACAAAAGCAAACAGGAUGAAAGUACCGACAUCUUCACUUGGCUUUCUUCUUCAUGUUUUUUCUCUCAGACGGUUGCAGCUUUGCCCAAAAAAAAGAGAAAACGAUGUGAAAUACAAACACAUUUGAUAAGACAAAGCCAAGCUCCCGAUUGCAGGUGGCACAACAGUGAGCCAAGUAAAGCGCAUCGUGUUCAGAAGCAAAUAUUUGUUUUUUGUAUUUUUUUUUUUUUCAGAGGAGAAGCCUUCAUACAAAACACUUCCCGUGAUGCCAACUGACUUUUUUUUGUUGUUGUUUUUAUUUCACUCAUGAACGGUGUCGACCACCUUGAACUGUAAUUUCUGUCUCGGCGAGGUUCGAAAAAAGAUUCGCUCCGGACUGCCCGAGUCAUGUAUUUAUUGCGCUUGAUUUUAUUACCAGAUUUAUUUAUGGACAUGUAUAUACAGUGUGGUUGCCAUAAGCGCUCCACGUGGCGUGACAGUUUUGCUGAUUUUUGAUUUGCACACUGCCUCUCAGAAUCCAUGUUUUUUAUUCUCCCUCCUCCUCCACAUACGGCACAUCUUUUUACUAACCUCUGUUCAGCUCUCCUCUCUGUGGUAUGUUGGCUAUAACACAGUCACUGUGCUGUGAAAUGUUUCCCUCUGCUGGACAACACACAUGAACACACACACACACACACACACAAGAAUAAAGACCUGUUUUACAGAGCACAUCUAUAUUUAAACAAAUACAAAAGCACACACACGCACAUUCACACUCGUAUCCCCUACCCUGGCUGUUACCGUACGUCCCUUCCCCUUACUCCACUUUCUAUCACUGAAAACCAUUUGUAUGAUAUUGUACAUAACUCUUUUUGUAUCGAGAGUGUGAUUUUUACACAGGCAUCACCAACACUCAGUGUAGAGACUGGGGAAAAUGUUGUAUUUAUUUUGAUGAUGAAGAACAGUGCGUAUGAAGAUGCUGAACCACUCUGAACCAGCACUGGAGUGGCUGGAACACACCCCCCCCCGAUGGCUCACCAUUUGAGUCAAACUACAAGCCCACUGGACCAAGGUUCGACUGAGAGAGUUGUUGUUCACUCAUAGUUUACAACAUACCGUGUGUUCAUUAUACUAAAACCCUUAUUCAUUUUAGUUAUCAUAUGA